Molecule: messenger RNA, 423 nt
Organism: Dictyostelium discoideum AX4
Lineage: Eukaryota; Evosea; Eumycetozoa; Dictyosteliales; Dictyosteliaceae
Product: poly polymerase, catalytic region domain-containing protein
Exons: 1
Coding region: 1-423 (140 amino acids)
Source: RefSeq, a predicted model, not a curated record
AUGAAUAUAAAUUUGUGGCAAAUAACUUUUAAAAAAACAAUGAAUAGCUUUUUUGUUAAAAAAAUACAAGUUGUUUAUAAUAAAAAGGUAUGGGAUAAUUAUUAUCAACAUUGGUUAAAAUCAAAUCAUUCACUUGAAGAACUUUUCGUGUUCCAUGGUACAUCAUUAAAUGAUCCAAGCUUAAUCUACACAAAUGGGCUAAGGGCGGAAAAAACUCAAAGUGGUUUAUACUUUGCCAUUAAAUCAGAGUCAAAUGGUUUCACUUAUAAAAAUACUGAUUGUAGUCAAAUUUUUAUAUGUAGAAUAUUAAUACCACGUCAGAAUGUAUCACCAAGAUUUCAUGUUAUAAAAAACAAUGAUCAUCAUUACCCACAAUAUCUAAUAUCCUACAACUCCAAAUAUAGGAACUCAAUUAUGCUCUAA